UGUUGUAUUUCUUCUAGUUGCUUUUUUCUUUAGAUAGUAUGAGAAAAAUGUUGUUUUCUAUCUCAUAUAUUCAUUAUGUUUCUUACUUUAUAUAGUAAUGUACUAGAAAUUGUUCGCUCUACAUAUUUUGUAUUAGUUUAGCGAGACUAGAAAACAUACUUAAGUUCCACAUCUCAGCUUCAUUGAGGCUUCGCUAAUAAGUUUUUUUUCUUAGAAAGUAAUAUUGAUAAUAUACACUAUAAUAAAGGUUCAAACAAAAUGUCAAGUUCAAAUGCUCAAGCCGGUUGGUAUGAACUACCUUCACAAACACAAAUAUUCAUUGGACAAAAACAAAACUUUGAGAAUAACAAGAAGGAACUAAAGAAGAAGAAAAAGCCCCGUGGUAAUCGGCGACUCCAACGCUAUAGCAGGGAAUGUCGAGCACGAGGAAUGAACGAUCAAAUCGUAAAAAUAUUAUUGACAAUGCAUCAAAUCAAUAAUUUCAUUCAUCAAACUCAUCGGGAAACAGACCACGAUAAAAAGAUGGAUGAUUUUUUAGUCAGGAAUGCUAAUAAGGAUAUUUAAGUGUGCAUGUUCUAUGGAAACCAAGUACGAUCAAAUGAUGAACAAAAAAUAAAUACGAUGUUUUUCUUUUGUAUAGAACCAAGGCAAUAAUUCAUCACCUUCAAGAACACAUCAAAAAAUGAAAAACCAUUACGAUUUACCUACAGAUGAUUGGAAACUGACAUGCAAACUCUUACCAAAUUAUAAGAUCUUGUCUUCCCAUGAAUUCAAACGUUUACUCUGCAAAACUAUCCCAACGGAUCAUUAUCAGAUUCAACAAUGGUUAGCAAAUACGGAAAUGUUACAAUUCUCACAACAACUUGCUACACUCAUGUGUACUUCCUUUCAAUUGAAAAUCGAAGAGGACUAUUGGUACUACAUUGGCAAUUUAAACAUGCCUGUUGUAACUUGGUUAUCAGAAGUAUCGAAAGAUGUAACAGAAAAAAAUUCCAUUAAUGGGGAUCAUUCGAAAACAAAACUAAAUAUUCAAUAUCAACAAAAUCUCAUUCGAAAUAAAUUACAACGACUAGAAAUUAAUUUAUACAAUUAUUUACAACGAUAUUCAUCAUACUUAAAAAUGAAAGAUGAUAAAAUAUCUUUUUAACAAUGGAUGAAUAUCAUAUGCAAUGCUCUUUUUGUUCUCAUGCAAAAUGAUUUGCAUCAUUUCAAUACAAAUUUCGAACAGAAGAAAAUCUUAUUUACGUAUGAUAUCAAUGAUGCAAAUCUUGUCAAAUCAUUCUAUGAUUUAAAUCCAAUAGAAGAAUAGGUGAAUAUUUUAUUUAGCCUAACUUUCUCUUAUUCUUAUUCUUCUCAUAGGUUUAUUCUACUCAACAAAUUUGGCGAUCAAAAUUAAGAGCAUGUGAGAAGGUCAUUAGUCAACAAAAGAAACAUUGGUCAAUGAGUGAUCAAGUUAUGGUUAAAGGAAUAAUUCCAGGUAAUCGUUCAAUAACAAAUAUGAAACAAAAUGAAUUCGACAGUGAUGGCAAUGAUAAAAAGAAUCAAUUAUUAUAUAUGGAAUGCUUUUCUCCUUCAAUGCGUGCUAUUAUUCAAGCUCGUCUCGAUAAUAUCGAACAACGUGCUCAACAAAUUAUAAAAUUUAUUCAUGCUUCGUCUGAAAAAUAA
Messenger RNA from Rotaria sordida, 1665 nucleotides. Lineage: Eukaryota; Metazoa; Rotifera; Eurotatoria; Philodinida; Philodinidae. The record is from the annotation of a GenBank genome assembly.